AUGGAGAGCCUGCUGGAGAACCCGGUGCGCGCCGUGCUCUACCUGAAGGAGCUCACCGCCAUCGUCCAGAACCAGCAGAGCCUCAUCCACACCCAGCGCCAGCGCAUCGACGAGCUGGAGAAGCGCCUGGACGAGCUGAGCACCGAGAACCGCAGCCUCCGCGGGCAGUACACACUCCCGGUGGAAGCCCAGCCGCCGCUGCAGCCGAGGGUUCCCCCUGCCUCCUCGCCUGGCCGAGCUCCGCCCCAGGGCCAGCAGCAGCAGCCGGCGGCGGCGGCUGAGCAGGAGGACUUUCAGCACCACCAACAGCUCCCGGCGCUGCAGCCGCCGCGGCAGCCGCCGCCGCCUCCCAGCAGUAGUAAGCCGGCUCAGGCCGGCCCCAGCGGCACCCGGACGCCGAUCUCGCACCAGCACCCUCCCCUCCAGCCCCACCAGCACCACCACGAGGACGGCCGGGAAAAGGGCUGUUGCCCUGCCCUCCUUCAGCACAAAAGCCCCCCGGCCCUCGGCAAAGGCGUCUUAGUCAGGAGACUAGAGAAUGAGACUGUUUUACACCAAUUCUGCUGCCCGGCUGCUGAUGCAGAGCAAAAGCCUUCAUCUGCAGACUCUUCAUCAAGGCAAACAGUUGGAGGCUUGGAAGAAAGCAUUCUCUCUUAUGGAGCGUUAGCAGCUGGCAGGUCCGACACCUUGAAGUUAAAAGCCCAGCAUGAGCAGCUGCAGGAAGAGCAGGCAGCGGGGUCCUCCCUUUUGGUGCAGAAGGCGAGCCUCCACCACACAGGUUCCCCUGUGAGAGGGCAGCACAGCAAAGGGGCAGCUACAUGUUCUCAUGCGGCUGCAUCCAAUUAUGAGCUCUCCCUUGACUUAAAGAAUAAACAGAUCGAAAUGCUAGAGCACAAAUAUGGGGGCCAUUUGGUCUCCCGGAGAGCAGCCUGCACAAUUCAGACUGCCUUCCGCCAGUACCAGCUCAGCAAAAACUUUGAGAAGAUUCGAAACUCUCUACUGGAGAGCCGCAUGCCCCGGCGGAUUUCCUUGAGGAAACUUCGAGUCCAGAACUCAGAAAAUUUAUCUGCUGAGAAAGCUCUAGUAGAAGGCUAUAACUUUGUUGGCAUCCCCUUGGUAAGGUCUCCUUCUUUGCCAGUAACUAUCAGUGGGGCACUGACUGAACUGGAGGACUCCUUCACUGAGCAAGUGCAAUCUUUGGCCAAAUCUAUUGAUGAUGCACUCAGCACAUGGAGCCUGAAAACGAUGUGUUCCCUUCAAGAUGGCAGUUCCUAUCAGAUAAGAGAGACCUUCAGUACGAGCUCCAUGAAACCAAACCAAGACUUGGACAUGGAACUGAAAGACCAAGAGAAGGAGGAAGGGAUGCUUUCAGACACAGUACCAAAGAGCAGCAGCACACUCAUGAUGGCCUUCAGAGACGUCACUGUCCAGAUAGACAACAAGAAUAUCUCUGUCUCCUCAUCUACCUCGGUGUCUAUGGCAAACUGUCUGGCUAACAGUAGCCAGGCUGGGAUUUCUCCAGCUGCCAAAAUAGAAGAAAUCCCAGUGGAAGGGGAGAAAGAGGAUAAAGACCCUCACAUUGUUUCAGAAGGGCAGUCUGAUGCUGGAGCCCUCCAGAAUAGUCACCCAGUAACCGAGGGGAAUAUCAACACCAAUGGUUUGGGGAAAGGGGAGGCUGAGCAAGACCAAAUGAUGAUGCCCAAACUUGACUUUGGCUCUGACAAUGGGGCUGAGCAGCACAAAGGAUCAGAAGCUGAAAUUGUAGAUAAUUUGGAACAACUGAGCAGUAGCAGCACCUCCACCUCGGCUAAGUCUGCUUCAGAGUUAUCCUCAAAGGAAGCUCUGCAGGCCAUGAUUCUGAGCCUGCCACGGUACCACUGUGAGAAUCCUGCCAUCUGCAAAUCCCCUACCCUUUCUACAGACACCAUGAGGAAGCGGUUGUACCGCAUUGGGCUGAAUCUCUUUAACAUAAAUCCAGACAAGGGGAUCCAAUUCCUGAUCUCUCGAGGCUUCAUACCAGACACACCAAUUGGAGUGGCCCAUUUCCUGUUGCAACGCAAGGGGCUCAGCCGACAAAUGAUUGGGGAGUUUCUGGGAAACAGCAAGAAACAAUUCAACCGGGAUGUGCUGGACUGUGUAGUGGAUGAGAUGGACUUCUCUGGCAUGGAGCUUGAUGAAGCUUUGCGUAAAUUUCAAGCCCAUAUCCGAGUGCAGGGAGAAGCUCAGAAAGUGGAACGACUAAUUGAAGCCUUCAGCCAGCGGUACUGCAUGUGUAAUCCAGAUGUAGUCCAGCAGUUCCAUAAUCCAGAUACCAUUUUCAUAUUGGCUUUUGCCAUCAUCCUUCUUAAUACGGAUAUGUACAGCCCUAACAUUAAACCUGACAGGAAGAUGAUGCUGGAGGACUUCAUUCGGAACCUGAGAGGAGUAGAUGAUGGAGCUGAUAUUCCCCGGGACUUGGUGGUGGGAAUUUAUGAAAGGAUUCAGCAGAGAGAGCUCAAAUCCAAUGAGGACCAUGUAACCUAUGUCACCAAAGUAGAAAAAUCGAUUGUUGGGAUGAAAACGGUGCUGUCUGUGCCACAUCGCCGGUUGGUCUGUUGCAGCCGCCUUUAUGAGGUGACAGACGUGAACAAAGUGCAGAAACACGCUGCCCACCAGAGAGAAGUUUUUCUCUUCAACGACCUGCUGGUGAUUCUCAAGCUUUGCCCCAAGAAGAAAAGUUCCUCAACCUACACAUUUUGCAAGUCAGUUGGCCUCUUAGGAAUGCAGUUCCAUCUGUUUGAGAAUGAAUACUACCCCCAUGGUAUCACCUUAGUGAUUCCUGUUUCUGGCUCAGAGAAGAAACAGGUGCUCCAUUUCUGUGCCCUGAAUGCUGAAGAAAUGCAGAAGUUUGUGGAGGACCUCAAAGAAUCCAUAGCAGAGGUGAUGGAGCUAGAACAGAUUCGAAUUGAAUGGGAGCUGGAGAAACAGCAUGGGACAAAGAAUCUUUCCUUAAAGACCAAUGGAGCUCAGAUGGAAAUGCAAUUCAAGCAAGGAUCUCCAGCAGGCAAAAAAGAUUUAGGAGAGAAGGGCCCAGAGAGCACAGUGGAGGUGUCAAUUCACAACAGGCUUCAAACGUACCAGCACAACUCUAUCCCGGGGCUCGAGAGUGGAAUGGAGCCCAGCACACAUCCUAACGUGCCACGGGAAAGGCUGGAGACCGCAUUGGCACCCUCUUACCCUGCCUCAGCGGGGACCCUUGUACAGUGUCAGCAGAUCGUCAAAGUUAUAGUCUUGGACAAGCCGUGCCUCGCUCGCAUGGAGCCGGCCCUCAACCAGACUUUGACACGCUACGUGUCCUCCGAUUCCUGCAGCUCUACCCCCUUGCACUGUCGAGGCGGCGGGUUCCAAGGGACCCCAGUGAAAAUCAUUCAUCAGCCCCCACUUCCACCUCCACCGCCGCCCUACAACCACCCGCACCAGACCUGCCCCCCCAGUUCCUUGCUUCACAGACGCAGACACUCCAGCGGCUCACGCAGUCUAGUGUAGCAGCUCUACCAGCAGUAGCCAAACAGCACAGACCUACCCUGGGACUCUUUUCUGUCUUCAGAAAAUGUCUAGUU
Messenger RNA from Candoia aspera, 3599 nucleotides. RefSeq names its product IQ motif and Sec7 domain ArfGEF 3 (gene IQSEC3). NCBI's taxonomy places the organism in Eukaryota, Metazoa, Chordata, Lepidosauria, Squamata, Candoiidae. The record is from RefSeq and is a predicted model, not a curated record. Gene Ontology annotation, molecular function: guanyl-nucleotide exchange factor activity; protein binding. Gene Ontology annotation, biological process: actin cytoskeleton organization; regulation of ARF protein signal transduction. The transcript has 16 exons. The coding region runs from base 1 to 3525 and encodes 1174 amino acids.